AUGCCUGCCUUCUGCCUCUCUACUCCCGACUCAUUGUCCUUGCUGGACCCUUGUGCUAUCAAGGUUUUCUGGUCAAUUUUUAAUAGGGAAGGAAUCCCAAUUCAGGGGGUUUUACGCCCCAAGUGGUAUAAUCUCAGUGACCAACCGCCACACGGCGAUUUACAGCGCAUUAUAAUUGAGAUUGUCUAUCGUGCGAAUCUAGCAGUUAAUGGAACCUACCUUAUACUGCUUCCCCCACAAGAACCCAAAAACCAGUGUCUUGAUACAAGAUACUACCUGUGCGUAUCUGUGACGGCAAAAAGAUUCAAGCUCAAUCUUACGCAUGCAAGUUAUAAAACAAAGUUUCUAUCCGAGGUGUGGUCAAAUGGAGUAAAGUUUUUUCUCAGAUGGAUAGCAGAUCACCCCGAGGAUGAAAGGGACGGCCCACCCGAUGAAACUUAUGACGAGCAAGAGUUUAACCGCGAGAAGGGCUUCGAUGAGCAGUUUUGCAGGGUGGCGUACAGGUCGCGUGAAUACCAAGAUGCUAAGAUUGUAGAUUGUGUGGUAGCUUCGGUUUCUCAGGACUUGGUAAAGCAAGUUGUAGCCGCAUGUAACUAG
Molecule: messenger RNA, 597 nt
Organism: Trichophyton rubrum CBS 118892
Lineage: Eukaryota; Fungi; Ascomycota; Eurotiomycetes; Onygenales; Arthrodermataceae
Exons: 2
Coding region: 1-597 (198 amino acids)
Source: RefSeq, a predicted model, not a curated record